This is a messenger RNA of Nerophis ophidion (straightnose pipefish), 623 nucleotides long. Its product is annotated as c-Myc-binding protein-like. Gene Ontology annotation, biological process: regulation of DNA-templated transcription. Bases 31 to 381 code for a protein of 116 amino acids. The record is from RefSeq and is a predicted model, not a curated record. Gene Ontology annotation, molecular function: transcription coactivator activity. NCBI's taxonomy places the organism in Eukaryota, Metazoa, Chordata, Actinopteri, Syngnathiformes, Syngnathidae. Gene Ontology annotation, cellular component: nucleus. The transcript has 6 exons.
UGUGGUAAUAAGUCGGCUCUUACCGUAGACAUGAGCGGAGCUUGCGUUCUCCUGCAACUGCAGACUAUUACCUCCUCCCACCGGAGACACUGGCGGUCCCCACACCCGUGGCCACACCCCUCCGACUUUCAGAGAAAACAGUUCAGGAGAUAUCUUCACCACUCGGGGGUCAUUAACUCCCUGACAAGCGCAUUGGUGGCACUUUAUGAGGAGAGCGAUAAACCAGACGACGCAAUGAAUUUCGUGAUGAAUCACCUAAGCGCACAGCUUUCUGAGGCACUGAUUUUGGAAAAGACCGAGCUGCGACGCAGGUGCGAGCGCCUCACAGAGGAGAACGAGGAGCUGAGGAGCAAGCUGUUGCAGUACGAGACGCCACCUUAGGAGGGAGCAGCGGAGUAAAAGCGAGGGGUUGGUUUUUAUCUAUUGGGAUGAUCCGGAUCAUUUCUACUAUGUUUAAAGGCAGCGCUUCUCUGUGUGUGAAUACGAGCGACCUGCCUCUUCCCACAGAGACAGAGUGGAUGAUUGACACGAGGGUUCACUUUGUGUAAUUAAUUUCGCUACAGAAUAGACAGUUUGAAAGCAACAAACAAACUAUUAAAUUGAUACUUUGCUUACCUUCACAA